Messenger RNA from Dimorphilus gyrociliatus, 6041 nucleotides. NCBI's taxonomy places the organism in Eukaryota, Metazoa, Annelida, Polychaeta, Dinophilidae. The record is from the annotation of a GenBank genome assembly.
AUUUUUAUGAGUUGGUGUACCUUCCGGUGGCACAUCUGUUAGCGAUGCAGAUCGUUUUGUAUAUAGAAAUUCAUGCAAUCAGGAAUUGACAGUCCGAACAAAGGAACCAUAUUUACGCGCCUCCCGUUUGAAAUGCUCACAGAGCAAAAAAAAAGUUACUUUAUGGGCUUUUUUAACUAAUUUACGAUCGAGGGAAAAUCGCCUUCGUUGGCAAACAUAUUUUUUUGUGUAAUUUAUAUAACUAAUCCCACAUCGUAAAGAAUUAAAAGAUGACAACUAGCAAAAGCAUGACUAAAAAAAACCGAUCAAUUGAGGAUAUUUUGGGAGAUAUCAAAGAAAAUAGCUCUAGUAAACCUCUCAAUCUUCAACAAAAGUGUACAGAGGCUUUAGAACUUCUUUCAAGUGAGGAAUCGAUGAAACAAAAAGAAACAUGGCAGAUACGGCAUGUUAUAUUACAAACACUAAAACACGCUUUAGAAAGUAAAACCUCCCGACUAACCGCGCUUGCUGUAGCUGGUAUUCAAAAUUUCUUAUACGAUGAUCGUUUCUAUUCGGCAUUGGAACCUGAAAAUGAAGAAAAUUUGAUGCCUAUGCAACUUCUUGGCAUACUUAAAUGUAUACCAAAUCUUCCUGAAGAACUACAAAUGGAAAUGAUGAAGAUUCUCUUGAAUCUAACUUGUUCACCAAAAUCAAUAGUUACAGCACGAGUGGUUAUACGAGUAGCUGAGGUAUGCCUUGAUUCGUAUUCUGCUAAUUCUGGUGGUUGUGUGCGUACAGCAGUGCGUGCUACUCUUACACAAUUAUUAACGGCCCUUACUGAUAAAUUAGAUAUUCCCUCGAUAAAUGACACCGAACAUUGCCAUAAUGAUAUGAUAGAAAACAACGAAGGUCAUUUAAUGGAUGACCUAGGAUUAGGACCCAACUUCAAAGAAAUGAAUGCAAUAACAAAGGAGAACGCUGACUCUUUAGCUAGGGACGUUAUUAGUGUCUUGUGCUUUAUCUCCGCGAAAUUGCACGAAUUAUCGACUGAAGCUCAUUUGAUACAUUUAUUAUUGGAAGCUUUAUUGGCUGUUUUAGACAAUCUGCCACCUAUAGUAGGACAUCGAAAGGAUUUUGUCGAUUUAACAUGGAAAACGAUUGUCCCAAUUCUCGUAUCAUUCCUUAGCAAUCCAACUACGGAUAAAUUAAUUUCGAGAGACGGUCAGGGGGAGAGGGGUGGCGGUUACUCUUCAACAAACAGUACUACUAUUUUAUCCGAACAUUCCGUAAAAACAGUGUAUCAAAUUGCCGUUCAAUUAAUAAGAAUAGUAGGUGACAUUCAUUCACUAAGAGCGCCUCUGGCAUCAUUGCUACAUAGAAUCUACCUCUAUUCUCCUCCCUCUUCAAGAGUCGAGGCUCUGAAAUGCCUUAAAGAUGUAUUAACCUCUCCGUACCAACUCACUCGGUUAGCCAGUCCGACCGUUAGUAUCCAAAGGGGAGAUGACAAACAAAGACUCUACGCUGCUGAUUUAAUGAUAAUCAAAAUAAUCAGUCGAUCUCUUCGGGAAUGUUGCAGUUGUAAAGACAGCACAGUUGUUCUGAAUUCUGUUUCACUUAUGUGUGAAUUAGUCAGCUCAUUAAGUAAAAUAACCAAAGGCAAUUGUAUCACUGAUGAAAUUAUGAUUAAUUUACUGUCAUCUGCCUCUGCAAAGCCGGUUGCAAGUGAAUCCUCUGAUAGUUUGCAGCCAAGUGAGAAUUUGGAUGUUCCGGGUAAAAUAGUUUUACCUCAUUAUACAUAUUGGAAGUCAGACGAUAGCAGCGAUUCAGAAAUGGAUCAACGCCUAAUGAAAGCUAGUCAAUUAUAUGAGAGAAGAGAUGUAGAAAGUAUUUUUGCCUCUAGACAGGAAGUUGAAGAGCUGGAAAGAGAUAACGCCAGGCAUUUUAUUGACAGUCUCAUUCAUUUAGUUCCAGAGCUGUUAGAUGCCAGCUCUAUAUCAGAAGUAGAUGAAUUAUUACUAAGUUUUUCUUCGAACUUUUGCAAAGAAAUGGAAAACAGUUCAAAAAAGGACUCCUACGCCAUCAUACUUAACGCUGAUGCUAUUUAUGUUACCACCAUUUAUGCUUUGCAUUUAAAUCUUAUUCUCAUGACUUCUUCGUUCUAUUCGUCGGAUGACGUCAAUCCGUCCAUAAAACAAGAAGAAUUUUGUGACGAGAUUCUUAACUGCGGUCUCCUCUUAUUUGUAUCACAGACCUGGUUAGAAGAAGUUUGGAUGCAGAUUAUUAGUAGAUCGAUUUUUAAGUCAUCUCAAAUUAAAUUAAAUGAGGAGGAUGAACCUAUUCUAAUUACGACCUUAACUGAUAUAGAUGGCUUAAGAAGUAGCGAAAUGGGUGGCCAAUUACUUAGAAGUGCUAAUACGGAGAGAAUCAAAUUAUCUUCUGGUAGUGCCGUGAAGGCCGGCCAGAUUGCCGCGAAAAACGUUUUAUCCACCAUUUGGAAUGAUAUGAUGGAAGUUUUGUCCACUUUAAUCACAUGUAAACAUAGUAUUGCAGGUUUCGGUGAAAGUUUAGCCCUGUUAUUUAAUGCCAAAGAAGAAAAUAGAAAGGCUCGAGAAGCCAUAUGUACUAGUUUAGACGCCCUAAGAACUGCAGCUGGUUUGGCGUACGGUUUAGGCUUACAGAAUUUAUGUGGAAGCGUUCUAGCCCAGUUGGCUGACGCUUCCUGCAGGUUGGCAGAUGGUGAAGCUCGUUUACACGCGGCUCACGCUCUAAGUUUAGAUUCUGUUUUAUCUAUGGGAUUGGAACUCGGUUCUCAUUCACCAGAUUGUUGGCAACAUGUAUUCCGAUGCUGCGCACACGUGGCUCUGCUAGAGCACACGACUUUUUCAAAAGGUCAGCACCAAUCCGUACUUCCACAAGUCACACAGAAAACGGGAAUUGAUGAGGAAGAACAGGAAGCUGUCGACGUUGUUAUUCCUAGUGAGCCAGUUGCUCCCAGUAUAGAUGUCCUUCACUUAGUUAAGGAAAGCUCAACAGGCUGGCAGUUAGAUGCUGGUGCUGUGGGUGGUGUCCUUAGCGUCGAACAAUCAGCCAGAGCAUUAUGCGGUCUAUCGCAACAAGUUGAUAGACUUUUUGAUGAGGCUGCUGCAAAAUUGAACUUGCAAUCUCUAACAUCAUUUAUUUUUGAGCUAUGCCGGUCAAGCAGAGAACAAUUAACUCUAAGAAAAACUUCUCAAUCUCCCGAUGAGAAAUUACCGGCAAACGUUAUAUUCGUUUAUAGAUUAGGCGAUAUAUUAAUGAAUUUAAUAGACUCUUGUCGACCAAUGUUACACGUAAUAAGGAGUUGGAGUUUGGUAGCGGCUCAUCUUGUUGAGGCUGCCUGUGAGAAGGAAAUGGACAUUUCUAGAAGAGCUGUUGAAUCGAUACAUGGAAUUGUUUCUUGUAUAUUAAAUUCCAGACCGGAAACUUAUUAUUUUCAUUUUCAUGAAGCGCUCUGUAAACCUUUUGAGAACUUACUGUCCUUGGAAUUGUGCGAUCCUGAAGUACAAGAUCAGGUUAUAUGUUCUUUAUGCUCUUUGGUUGAAUCAUCCGCUUCGGAAUUAAAGUCUGGUUGGCGUAGUGUAUUUAGUGCUCUAAAAUCUAUAAAAUUACAUUUAACGGCUGUAGAAGAGAUCAACGAAAGUCGAAUUAGUCAUGUUACUGCAGUUUUAGACGUUUUCAAUGCUUUUCUAUCAACCGACAAUCCGAGUGUUAUCGCUCAAGCUUCGGUAGAUUGUAUUCUAUGUCUACUUCACUAUGCUAAAGGUGAAUUAGAAGAAGAUUCCAAAGAUGAUUCGGAUGAGGACGAUGACGCGAUAUUGUCGUUGUCUGCCAUGGCUUUAAACUAUUUAAAGGAGUGUUCUAACUUACUCUCAAAAAUGAAAAUUAUGCCAGCCUGUCCAGUGUUUAGUGGGGCUUAUAGGAUACAAUUCGGUUGUAAACCUCAUCUUGUCGACGCCCAUUUUGGAUCCCAAGACCUUGAAUACAUAAUAAAUCUAUAUAAGAAUAAUCAAGAUGUCCGUUUGCGACCGGAGUUUGUUGAUGAAUUUGUCUACAAACUUGGUCUAGAGGCCGCAACAACUAUCGACGACUUGAAUGAUUCUAAAGGUGUGCUCAGAGUAUGGCUAUUAAUAUUAGAUGGACUAGUUCAUACAGCAGCUACUUGUCCAAAACAGCCGAAUAUCGUAGGAACUCUAUUUGAAUUGUUAAGAGAGACAAUAAAACCAGAACACGCGGAUUUCGGUAUACAUGUUAUAAAUCAUGUUAUUUUACCAGAAGUGCAAGCGUGGAUUAGGAAAGGCGAUGAAAAUUCGCUAAACUUAGCUAAUAUUAGACAAUGUACUGGACUUAUAACAGAUUUUAUAGUGGAAACCAUUGUUCAAUUAGUAAAUGAAUCUGAAUUAACAGUUAAAGUAGAACUAAUGUUGAAACAACUAUUGGAUGUUCUUAUGGAGUGCAUUUCACAGCCCAUUGAACAAUUAGCUAGAGUUGGCACAGCUUGUAUGAGACAUACUUUAUUAAGUGCUAGCGCUCUAUUUACUGAAAGAAUGUGGCAUAUAGCAUGCUCGGCAAUAGCAAGAGCUGGAAUGAUAUCCCUUAUACCACUUCGAGAAAUCCUAUCUCCCUUUCACGCUCAUUCAGAUAAUUUUUAUGGUGACGUUGGCUCAGUCAAAGUUGCCGUAAGACAAGAGGGUUCAGCCAUCGACGCUGAAAGAUUAAGGUCACUGGCAAAUCAAGUAUUUCUAAUAGAAGUACAAAGAAACGCUUCAAAGCCCAUCGAUUAUUCAGUAGAUACGGAUAGGUCAUUUGUCUUCUUAUUGGAACCACCUGAUACAGAUAUUCUUAGGGUUCCAUUCAGAAAUGUCGUUAUAGGAUUGAUAGCUCAUCAACAGUUAGUCAAGCUUGUCGCUGCUAUGACUCUAGAGGAUUAUUCUAGUUCCUAUUACAAUAAUAUCCUAAAUAUGUCUGCAAGGAAUGUAUUGUUAUUGCUGGAGUUGUUGAAGCAUUCUCAAUCUAUUUGUGAAGCAUUUGAUUCAAGACCCGGCCUAAAAUUUCUUGUUCAGAAAGUAGCUAGAGCGAACGUUGCUUCCAAUCUCUACGCCUUUGCAAGUAGCGCCAUCCAACUCAGAAUAAGAAUUCUUAUACAUAUUGUAUCAAACCUAACUGAUUUGUCUGUUAAUUUAACAAAAUCCUGCUUGUCCGAAGAGACUAAAGAGAAAGAAAACGAUAGAGAUAUUUGGACUAGCUCUGGGAAAGUCUCCGAAUACGGCAGCUUUUUCAUUAGGUUAUUGAAGGAGGCCCUGCAGGAAUUAUGCGUCGCCUAUGUUGAUUUAUAUCUUGAUAAGUAUACAGCUUCUAUAGUCGACAAAAUAUCGACAAAUCAGACGCUAUAUUUUCUGUUGGCGGAUGAAGGGGAGGAAAUAACUGAACUUAAACGAGAUAAGAGCUUAAAAGAUAUUGUAGCCGAAAAAGUUAAAGAAUUUUCAUCUCCAACCACCACUGGGCCAGUUCCUCUGGUUGAGCAACAAACUUUAUCUGACGAUGAAGAGCUGAAAUUAGCUCCUGUUGCACCACUUUCCAAUCGAAAAAAUAAUGAUAAAGUAUACAGUGUUGCAACCGAAAGUACUAUAAAUGAUUUAAUGAGUCAAUAUAAAAAGCGUAAAAAUCAGCACACACUGCCUUCUCCCUUCCAAAAGCAGACGAGAUCCAAACCACAACCAGUAAGAAAGCCUCGUCCAAAGAGAGAUGAUAGUAGUAGGGAACGGGAAAUUGACGACGAACAAAACGAAUCUUUAGUUAAAGAUAGUGAAGCAGCUUUAACAUGUUGGGUCACAACAGUUUGUGAAACAUUAAAUCUAUUAUAUGAAUUACCAGAUGAAAAGUUUAAGGCGCUUUUGCCUGUUGUUGUGUCUAGUGUUACUCAAUUAAUAUGUCAUUCGCGAGAUGCCAAGUUACGAGAAUCCCUGGCUAAAUGGACGUAUAGGGUUUCUCAUAUUUACGGAUUUGCUGAAGAUAAACAAAAUUGA